CGCGCGGCCCAUGUCCUCCGCGCCGCGGCCCGCCAGGAUGAAGAAGGACGAGUCGCUCCUGGGCAGGCUGGGCGGCACGCUGGCGAGGAAGAAGAAGGCCAGGGAGGUGAGUGACCUGCAGGAAGAAGGCAAGAAUGCCAUCAACUCGCCGAUGUCCCCUGCCUUGGUGGACGUUCGCCCUGAAGACACCCAGCUAGAGGAGAACGAGGAGCGCACGAUGAUCGACCCCACCUCCAAGGAUGACCCCAAAUUCAAGGAGCUGGUCAAGGUUCUCCUGGACUGGGUCAACGACGUGCUGGUGGAGGAGAGGAUCAUCGUGAAGCAGCUGGAGGAGGACCUGUACGACGGCCAGGUGCUGCAGAAGCUCCUGGAGAAACUGGCAGGCUGCAAGCUGGACGUGGCCGAGGUGACGCAGUCCGAGAUAGGGCAGAAACAGAAGCUGCAGACGGUUCUGGAAGCCGUGCAGGACCUGCUGCGGCCCCACGGCUGGGCGCUGCGGUGGAGCGUGGACGCGAUUCACGGCAAGAACCUGGUGGCCAUCCUGCACCUGCUGGUCUCCCUGGCCAUGCACUUCCGCGCCCCGAUCCGCCUCCCCGAGCACGUCUCCGUGCAAGUGGUGGUUGUGCGGAAGCGCGAAGGCCUGCUGCAUUCCAGCCACAUCUCGGAGGAGCUGACCACGACCACGGAGAUGAUGAUGGGACGGUUCGAGCGGGACGCCUUCGACACGCUGUUCGACCACGCCCCGGACAAGCUCAGCGUGGUGAAGAAGUCUCUCAUCACGUUCGUGAACAAGCACCUGAACAAGCUCAACCUGGAGGUGACGGAGCUGGAGAGCCAGUUUGCAGAUGGCGUGUACCUGGUCUUGCUCGUGGGCCUUCUUGAAGACUACUUCGUUCCUCUGCACAACUUCUACCUGACCCCGGAGAGCUUCGAUCAGAAGGUCCACAACGUGUCCUUCGCCUUCGACCUGAUGCUGGACGGAGGCCUCAAGAAGCCCAAGGCUCGCCCCGAAGAUGUGGUGAACCUGGACCUCAAAUCCACCCUGCGGGUUCUUUACAACCUGUUCACCAAGUACAAGAACGUCGAGUGACGGAGCAGCCGGCGGCGGGCGCGGCUUCCCAGCGAGAAAGGCGGAGCCUGCCCGCCCGCGCCCUCCGGGGAGAUGCCCAGCUCCCGGUGCCAGCUGUGUGAUCCCCGCCCCCACCUUUUCAUGGUUAAUGUCCCCCCCCACCCCCCGUUGUUCUGACACCCCCUUCCCACGUGACUCGCGGUGGUGGGGGCCUUCGAAAUUCGGGGUGAGGGCCGGGGCUCGUCCUGGAGGCCGCGCCUCACCUCCUUCCACGGAGGCCGAGUCAGGUGCCACCUGUCUGACCCAAAGACGAAAAGGAGAAAAGCCCAAGUCCCAGCGCCCAGCCUACCGAGCGCCGCCCGCUUCCAUCCCGUGGCGCGGCGAGCCGUCAGAAACGCACCGCAGCUCCGCACGGACGCCGGCGCCCCCGGACGUGGGCCGCGCCGUUCUCCGAGUCCCGGGCUGGGCUGGGCUGGCGGCGAGGCCUUGCCAACGGAGUUUUGCGGUUUUGGAAACUUGAAAGCCCCAGAAGCUUUAAGUGUGAUGCGAGUGUCCGUCCCGCCGGCCUGUUCCUCCUUGGCCACUCGGUGCGGGUUCGGUUUGGCUUCCGCACGAAGAGCAGGCCCAGGACAACCCAAGCGCCGCGGUCCGCGGGAGCGGCGGCUGGCUGAGGGGACCGGGUGGGGCUGGCUGUGCGUGUGCGGCCGAGGCAGCCCGUGCCAGGACUCCCCGUCUCCGAGGCCCUGUCUGGGAGUGGAUGCAUUUUUAGAAACCUUAAAAAGAAAAGAGAGGGGGCUG
Messenger RNA from Microcebus murinus (gray mouse lemur), 1867 nucleotides. RefSeq names its product parvin beta (gene PARVB). Gene Ontology annotation, cellular component: focal adhesion; lamellipodium; actin cytoskeleton. The record is from RefSeq and is a predicted model, not a curated record. Gene Ontology annotation, molecular function: actin binding. Gene Ontology annotation, biological process: substrate adhesion-dependent cell spreading; establishment or maintenance of cell polarity regulating cell shape; actin cytoskeleton organization. Lineage: Eukaryota; Metazoa; Chordata; Mammalia; Primates; Cheirogaleidae.